AUGACCCCUGGCCUGAACCUGGACGAUGGGAUCACCACAUCCGAGUCCAUGGGUCAGACCCCACCGGGACUUGUCAGAGGUGAUAGCACCUCUCCCUCGUCUCCCUCGUCUCCCUCGGGCUCUUUCUCUCUCGAUGGCGUAGACGAUCCUCGUCGACGUCCUCGACACAGUCUUCGAGAGGUUCGGGCCCAGGAUGAUGAAUGGACCUACCCUCAGGCCGUCUCCAGCAAGCAUGCCCCAAAGGCAUAUGGAUACCCGCCCCAGGUUCAAGUCCACGAGUCGUCCUCUCGCCGCUCAAGCCACAGCAGCAAGACAUACUCCCCCCCAUCGACCUCUGGUGUCAAGCGUCAGCGAUCUGUGGAGAAGAGGUCCAGGCACCUCUCUGAUCCUGACCAGACAGCCGACGUCCGCAAGAGUGGAGCUUGUAUGCCGUGCCGUAUCUCCAAGACUCGCGUAAGAUAA
Messenger RNA from Fusarium graminearum PH-1, 462 nucleotides. RefSeq lists its product as uncharacterized. The coding region runs from base 1 to 462 and encodes 153 amino acids. The transcript has a single exon. The record is from RefSeq and is a predicted model, not a curated record. Lineage: Eukaryota; Fungi; Ascomycota; Sordariomycetes; Hypocreales; Nectriaceae.